GAUGCGCCGCUUUCUAGCUGUCAAAAUAUUCCGUGCAAGUGCAUAUUGUUGCACAACAGAGUAGUAAAAUUAUUGGUAAAGUUUUUAGACAAAUAGAACUGAAGUAAUAUAGAACUAAACACUUACAAUUUUAACACCAAAAUGGGCAAAGUUAUGUCAAUUGUUUCGCGACAAGUUAAUCGAUACAAUGUGGAGUCUCGCGCGGAAAAAGUUAUGUCACAGCCCAAACCGAAACCGGCACCAACCUUCCAAGCAAACCAGAGUGACCUGGACAGGAUAUUAAAAGAACAUCCUGAUCUUGUAAAACAAUUGAGCCAAAAGAAUCAAGCUUUAGAUGAUAAUCUAAAAUCAGUUUUCGUUACUUCUACGGACCCCACUGUUAUGCCUGCAGAAAGCUCUGGUAAAAAUCUGCCAACAGAUCGUACAAGCGCAGAUGAUUUUGAGUUUGGACAUCUAGAACCAACCAAAGUGGCUAAAAGUCGCUGCACGUUGCGGCAAGCGAUGAAAUUCAUAGGCAAUCAUCAGACAAGUCCAAGCGAAUGGACCGCAGCUCGAAUAGCCGCUGAGUAUUACAUGAAGGAGUCUGUUGUGAGUAAUAUUCUGACACACUUUCGGGCCUUUGAAGUGCAUAUUCCACCAAAAGGAUUAGACAAACGAAAACAGAUACUGGGAUCGAGCAAUAAAUCUAAAUUAUUAGAAUAAAACAAUUUAUUCUCAA
Molecule: messenger RNA, 718 nt
Organism: Wyeomyia smithii (pitcher-plant mosquito)
Lineage: Eukaryota; Metazoa; Arthropoda; Insecta; Diptera; Culicidae
Product: protein NDUFAF4 homolog
Exons: 3
Coding region: 142-702 (186 amino acids)
Biological process (GO): mitochondrial respiratory chain complex I assembly
Cellular component (GO): mitochondrion
Source: RefSeq, a predicted model, not a curated record